GCGCACAGAUCAGUACCAGCCCGGCCGCGCCAGCGAUCGCCGCUCAGCUCCUUCAGCUCGUCCGCGAUAUGGGGUCUCGCCUUGGCUUCUGACACGCACUUCUAAGGCGCGAACGCCGCGGCCUCCUCACCUUACCGUGUUCCUCCGCACGCUCCUAGAACAGUCGCCUCUGCUUACCAGUAGCAAUAGUGGCUCUUCUUUUUCUUCCGGCUCAGAUACAGUACUCACACGCGACUACUUGCUUACUCGCUCAUCGAAGUUACCAGCUAGGCCGUGGACAGUUCGUCGCUCUACCGUGCGUUGAAGUCUCCGAACACUUGCACGUACGCAGUAGCCAGUUGCCGAGCACCAGUUUGUUCAGCAAGACCGGUUUCUCAGCCGUGCUUCGCACUCGUGUCAGCCCUCGCCUAGUACAGGUCGGAUUAACCAAUGGCGCUGCUCAAUUUUAGCGCUCCUUUCGCUCACGCGCCGGCCACGCCGUCGCCGUUCUUCGCCGCCGCUGCGUCUGCCUCUGCCAUCGGUGGCCUCAAUACGGCGUCGGCUGUCAACACGCUCCUCUACGGCCCCCAGGGGCCGCCGUUCGCGUCUCCCCCGCCGCCUCCGGCGCCGUCGCGACGCUCACAGCCCGGGCCGCGACAAGGAAUCCCGCGUCCUCCGCCGCCCGUGCCGGCGGCGGCAGCGCAACAACAGCAGCAACAGCAACAGCGUUUCUACGGUGACGGCAGCAGGAGUGGUGGCAGCGACCUGCCCCCCAGACCGUCAGGGUACACUCGGAUCGAGCAGCCGACGGACUUGGCCAGUCAGCAGACGGCCAAGACCACUCUGCACGCGGUGCUCGAUUAUGACGACGACUUUGACGAUUACAGCUACGAGGACGACGAUGUACCGCCGGAGCUGCCGUCCAACUACAGGCGCACGGCGCUCCCAGCCGUAACCCCUAUACAGGGGCCCAUCUUCAUCAAAAACGGAUCAGUGCCUGUUGUGCCCCUGUACUCCUACCCAGUCGUGAACAACGGAACGCUCGUCCAGAUACCGAUCCUAUGGACGGCGCUGUCCGUGGCGCUGGGUCUGGAGAUUCGUGGAGAGAUCAUCCGGGGCGUACCGUGCAUCAAGCGCUUCCACCAGCUCUUCUGUCCCACAGCCGGCAACAGCUACCCCAUAGAUCGCAUCGAGAAGUUCAUCGACGACAACAAGGCGCUGAUGCGGCGGAUGUACGGCGAGUUCCAGAUGACUACGGAAUAUGGCCCGCCAUACGAACAGCAGCAGCAGCAACAACCAGGACGGAAGGGGCGGCGCAGCGUGAAACGUGAGGCGGGUGCAGGGGCGGGGGCGGCGGGGGGCGGCACGCAGAGCGGCCAGCCCAGGCACACGCCCCCCGGUGUACCGGACCUGCACGCCGCGCCCGGACCAGACCCCACCGCCCCUGAGAACUCGGGUUCCGAGUCCUACUUCGCCAAGCUGCGCCAGUCCAGGCAGUCCUUCCGCGGCAACAACAACCAGUCCGAGACCGGCAGGGUUGAUGCUUGUGAGUCUAAGGUUGAAAUUGUCACACCAUACUGGGCAUCAAACAGUGCUGGCAAAGUUCGAGCCAUAGUCAACACACAACAUUUUGAACAGGCCAUUCAUCAGGAAGUAUGCUCGAAAACACAGACAAAGAGGUGCUCUGGAGACUGUGGAUGUGAACAGAAGUAUAAAUGGCACAGGUUACUUGCAUAUGAUCCAGAUAAUGACUGCAAAGGAAUAUUUAUGGAUUGGUUUCUCUUCCCUUCCUGCUGUGUUUGUCGCUGCAAUCCCCUGUUUGAUAAAAAGUGAUACUACGAGGCUGCUGCAAAUAUGUUCUUUACCACAUUGCAAGAAGAAACUGAAUACAAUGAUCUUGCAUGCAGAUCUCUACAUCUUGGAGCUUGGAUAACUGAUGCAAGGAACAUACAUUGUAAUGCAGUGCUAGCAACAAUUUUUUGACCAUCUUUGUGUCUAUGCCUGUGUGUGUGCAUGUGUGUUUGUGUGUAUGUCCAUCCUGAAAGUCUGUGCCAAACUUAGUCAAGAAUUAUACCUGAAUGGUGACUUUAAGAACUUUCUGUAAGUGUAAAUGUAAAUUAUGUUAACAAGUGUUAGAUGGCAGAUACUGCAGUGGUAAGUGUCACAACAUCCUUCUGCUGAUGACAAUCACUAUUGUUUACACGUGAGGCAGGGAAUUGUGAAUGCCAUGUCGAGACUUCUUUCUGUGAAGGAGGCAUUAAAAGUUAUCUAUCAACAUUUGGUCAUAUUUGUUUCUCAGAGUUACAUCAUCUUCACAUGUCUCUGCAGGAAUUAUAUUAAUAUGCAGAGCAACUGUAACCAUUACUAUGGAGUCUUAUUUUCCCUUAAGUAAAUGCUCCAGUAAUUGUAGAUGAAUAUUUAAACAUAUCAAUCAUUGGAUAACUGAUAUAUCAUAUAACAAUGUGAAGAGUCUUUCAACUACAUCAUAAUAUUCUGCUGAACACAAAAUUUUGUGUCUGUAAUCAAAUCAUGAAUCAACAUAUUCCAAGAAUUGAAUAUAUAUUCUGCCUAAAGUAAGUUUCUGUUAUUUGGAUGAUAUACUGUGUAUGGCUUAGUAAUUUUUUAGCAACGUACUCUGAAGAACUACAGAUAGUUUGAAAAAGCACAGAAUUGGUAACAUUUGUAGCUACCACUUUAUGCCUCAGAAGCUGUACCUCAGUACCAGAAAAGUUACCAGGCGAUUUACUAGUAAAAUAUAUUAUCUUGAAGUGGGACUCAUCCUUUCUACUAUGAUCACUGACUAAUUGCAUAUCCCACUAUCAUCAAAAUGCCAUCUUCCUUGCAGCUGCAGUAACAAUGAAACUUUCUCUGUGAGAUACUUAAACAUACUGUCAUACAAGAUCUGACACAUUUAGCAAUAUUAAGAACUGACAUCUUUUGUUUUCAUCAGUUAUCAUUUGUAAUACGAACAGAAAUUUAAUUACACGGUGUUUACCAGUGUGCAGCUGCAACGUCAAACAUAUGCAGAUGUUUUACAUUAUCCCACCCGUAGCAUAGUCUUACUUAAGAUAUUUUAGUCUGAAAAUGUGUCAUUUAGCCAUAUACUGUACUUAAGUUAUUUUAGUUUGUUAAAUAUUGUUAAAACUUUAAUUGUUUCAUUGUGUGGCAUGUGUUAUGUGUCUAGCUUUAGGAGAAUUUGCUUAAAAUUGGCUUUUCAUGGAUACCAUUAUGUUGUAAGCCUUCCAAACAUGAGAGCUCUUUGUAAGAAAAUUUUCCUAUGCCUAAAAGUUCGACAGAAUGUGAGCCAAAGUUUUCCAGUGUGUCAGUGAUUAUAUGGAGUUAGAUCUCUGUAACAUAACAAAGAAAUAUUUUAGUAACCAAUAUUAAUGUUGUACAUUGUAGAAUACCAUUUUAUUUGCUUGUUUAUUUUUAUAAUUCCAACCAAAAACAAAUAUAAAUUGAAUGUAAAUGUUCACAGUCCUAUGUUAGUUUAAUAUCAUUUAUUGUUUUAAAUUAAACUUUAUUUACUUUGGCAUAUCAUUGAAUCUUAAAACAAUUUUAUAUUAGAAUUUAUAUUGAAAUAAAACUCAUGAAAAUCCA
Molecule: messenger RNA, 3579 nt
Organism: Schistocerca gregaria
Lineage: Eukaryota; Metazoa; Arthropoda; Insecta; Orthoptera; Acrididae
Gene: spz3
Product: protein spaetzle 3
Exons: 5
Coding region: 430-1812 (460 amino acids)
Biological process (GO): innate immune response; central nervous system formation; regulation of Toll signaling pathway
Cellular component (GO): extracellular region
Molecular function (GO): growth factor activity; Toll binding
Source: RefSeq, a predicted model, not a curated record